Molecule: messenger RNA, 1185 nt
Organism: Parnassius mnemosyne (clouded apollo)
Lineage: Eukaryota; Metazoa; Arthropoda; Insecta; Lepidoptera; Papilionidae
Source: the annotation of a GenBank genome assembly
AUGCAGGAGUCCAUUGACUGUGUGUUCGAGGUGGCGUCGUCGAUGGGCCUUACGGUCAAUCAUACCAAGAGCUCCGUCUUGUCGAUGGUGCCUGACGGGAAGCGCAAGAAACACCACUAUCUGACCGGAAGGAAUUUUCGGAUAGGUCGGAAGUGGCUGCCACAAACCUCUUGCGUGGAACGCUGGCGCUAUCUUGGCAUCGACUUCCAUGCGUCUGGAUGCGUGACGUUAGAGCAUGAUAUCAAAGUUGCCUUGACCAACAUCUCAAAGGCACCCCUCAAGCCGCAGCAGCGGCUCGAAAUUGUGAGGGGACACCUUAUUCCGAGAUUUUUACAUGGCCUUGUGCUGGGUAAUAUCUCGGAUGAUAGGUUGUGCAUGCUCGACGUCCAGAUCCGGGGUGCGGUUAGGACUUGGCUGAGGCUCCCGAAGGACGUGCCUAUCGGGCACUUUCAUGCCAACAUCAAGGAUGGCGGCCUAGCGAUCCCAUCGCUUCGAGCGACCAUCCCGGACCUCAUACUAAAGAGGUUCGGGCGGCUCGGCUCGUCGAGUUGGUCAGUGGCAAAGGCCGCCGCCAGAUACGAAAGGAUCCGCAAGAAGUUGAGCUGGGCCGAUAAGCAAUUCCGAAAGUUCACCAGAGAGGAUCCGGUCACGGGCCUUAGGUCCGUCUCACGGUUUUGGCGCGAGAGGCUGUGGAGCUCAGUGGACGGGUUCGAGUUACGCGAAUCCGCCCGCACUCCCGCGUCCACGAAGUGGAUUCGGGUGGAGUCUUCACAUGUCUCUGGUCGGGACUUCGUGCAGUUCGUCCACACACACAUUAAUGCCCUCCCGUCACGGGUUCGGACAUCCAGAGGGCGCAGGAUUGGUCGUGAGGCGGAGUUGCACUGCCGCGCCGGGUGCGUGGUUAGGGAGACGACGGCUCACACCAUCCAGCAAUGUUGGCGGACGCACGGGGGCCGGAUAAUGCGCCACGACCGUGUAGUGAAGUUAGUAGCAGACGCGAUGGCUUCAGACCAAUGGUCGGUGGUGACGGAACCUCAUGUCAAGACCUCGAAAGGCCUUCGGAAGCCCGACAUAGUAGCCGCUAAAGGGGGCGUCGGAGUGAUCGUGGACGUGCAGGUUCAAAAGAAUGAGUGCAUUACAUCUGCAUUUUUGGCAUUGGCGCUGCGGGUCAUGCAUACUUGCUAA